Brenthis ino (lesser marbled fritillary) is the source of this 300-nucleotide messenger RNA. NCBI's taxonomy places the organism in Eukaryota, Metazoa, Arthropoda, Insecta, Lepidoptera, Nymphalidae. The record is from the annotation of a GenBank genome assembly.
AUGAAGUUGGUUGCGCAUCUUCAGAAAUCAGAUUCAAAGAUACGAGUCGUUCAGUGUUCAGUAUCGCCGGCACUGAAAAGCACGGUUACCGGUUGCCCAGCCCUCAGCUAUUUGCAGAACAAUGCAGGCUUGAUGUGCGCAUGUCAGUGGGAAAACGCGGGAGGGAAAACGCGCGAACGAACUGUCAGUGUAGGCCCGCGAGUGGCAGAGGCCGCGCGCCAUAGAAAGCCCACCCUGCGCCCUGGCGCAAAACGUACGCCGCGCUGGACGCGGCGUCACGUUCUCAGAAUCGACCGUAGA